Messenger RNA from Rhodofomes roseus, 1009 nucleotides. Its product is annotated as Cyanovirin-N. Lineage: Eukaryota; Fungi; Basidiomycota; Agaricomycetes; Polyporales; Fomitopsidaceae. Bases 126 to 797 code for a protein of 223 amino acids. The transcript has 2 exons. The record is from RefSeq and is a predicted model, not a curated record.
GUCGGAACUCAACGAUUCAAGCUACCGAUGCAGGAACGUGUCACGGUCCGCGCAAGAACACAGACAUAUAGCUCAACGUCCGCGCAAAUACCCCUCUCAGCUCCCAUACGCUUUCCCAGCUCACCAUGGUUUUCACCUUGACUACAUACGAUGCCUUUCUCAAGGACAACCACAUCCUCGUGGCGUAUUGCUACUCCAAGGACGGCUCGUCGAGACGUUGCGAACUCGACCUUGACAAGCACCUCGGCAACAAUGACGGGUGGUUCGAUACUACCACGCCGGACAGGAGUCACGCCUUUUCACACUCGUCGAGAGACAUCACUUACAAGGACGGGACGCUGCGCGCGUCGCUGCGGAAGCUGUCCAAAGACUACAACAUCACGACCAUCUGCCUCGACUCGUACGUCGUGAACGCGAACGGGCAACUCCAGUUCUGCAAAACGCCAGGCGGGGAAAUCCUCUCGUCGUGCCGCGCGUUCUGCCUGACAGACUCCGUGCUGUCCGCGCUCUGCCUGGGCAUGGAUCACACGUGGCACGCGUCGUCCAUUGACCUCAACGGGCACUACGGCGUGUACAAGGGCGCGGUCGUCCCCAUCGGGACGCACUUCCACCGCGACGUACGCAACGCGUGCUUCCAGGUGCGGGGCGCGCGGGCGUUGCUGUGCGCGGAAGUCCGCGUCGCGCUCGGGAAGUUCGAGCACGGCGAGGUGGACCUGUCCAACUGCGUCUUCAACCGAGAGGGCAGGCUGACGUUCGUGCUUGACCUGAGCGGCGGCAAGCCGUUCAAGCUGGAUUAGUGUACGUGUUCUCAUACUUGGGUACCUAAUGCGAGAUCGCACUGUACGGAAACAGCCUGAGCUCGUGUCAUGGAUCACCGGUGGCUACUCCUAUCCAUAGCAGAAGUUUGUUUUGUCUAGAGAUACGUCAGUUGCAUCGAGAGCAAUAGACAGUAGUAUGUAUGCUUGAGAGUUGCCAAUGCGAUCGCAAACCCUCCACUGAUUCAUCACAG